UCCCCAGUAGCUCUAUUGUGCCUCCUCCAGCCAUGGCUGCCUCCCGGGAGGCCCUCUGCCAGGAGGCCACCUGCCCCAUCUGCCUGGACCUCUACACCGACCCCGUGGCCACCGACUGCGGGCACAACUUCUGCCGGAGCUGCCUCCUCCAGCUCUGGGGGAAGAGGCCCAGGAGAGGGGGAGUCCCCCCCUGCUGCCCCCAGUGCAGAGCCAGGAUCUCCCAGAACAGCCUCAGGCCCAACCGGCCCUUGGCCAACAUUGUGGCCAUCGCCAAGGCUUGGCAAGAGGAGGAGGAGGAGGAAGGUGGAGGAGGAGGAGGCUGCCAGCAGCACCAGGAGCCCUUCAAGCUCUUCUGCCAGGAAGACCAGGCCCCCAUCUGCCUGGUCUGCGACAGGGCCACCCGGCACAGGGGGCACCGCGUCCUCCCCAUCCAGGAGGUGGCCCCAGAGUACAAGGAAAAAAUCAAGGCCCACCUGGAGUCCCUGAAGGCGGAGAGAGAGAAACUCCAAGGCCAGAAACUGGCCGGACAACAGAGAAUGCAAGACCGCUUGAUUCAAUUAGAAACAGAGAAGCAGAUGAUGACCUCUUUCUUUGAAGGACUACAAAAAUUUAUUGAGGAGAAGAAGCACUUCUGCCUGUUUCAGCUGGGAGAGCUGGAGGAAGAGAUCAAGAAAGGGGAGGAAGAAAACCUCACCAAAAUCUCUGAAGAUAUUUCCCAACUCAGUCAAAGGAUCACAGUGCUAGAAAAGAAGUGCCAGCAGCCUGCAAGUGAAUAUCUCCAGGACAUCAGAAAUACCUUAAGCAGGUACAAAAAGAAUUCAGUUGGGAUCUGCUGGACCGCUUCUCCAAAAUUGAAGAGAUGCUCCAGAAUUUAUUUUUUGAGAAAAACCUCUGAUUUAAGAGAGAUGCCUGGAACAAGCUCUGAGACAGCCAGCGGGGGACCAAGUCUUCUAAUAGAUUCUCUGAAGCAAGGCAUGAAUCAAGUGAAUGUGACUUUGGAUCCUAUCACAGCACAUCCUCGACUGUUUGUGUCGGAGAAUCUGAAGGUUUUGCGAUGGGACAGGGUACCUCAAGACCUGCCUUACAGCCCGGAGAGAUUCAGGAAGCAGCCCUGUGUGCUGGGUUGUGAGAGGUUCACCUCAGGAAGACAUUGCUGGGAGGUGGAGAUCCUGGAUGGGGAAACACAGGAAGAAGAUUUGGGGGGAGAGCCAGCGUGGGCAGUAGGGAUUGCAAGAAAUUCUGUUGAGCGAAGGGAAUAUUUUAACCUGAAUCUUGAUGAGGGGAUCUGGGCUGUAGGGAAGGCAUGUGAGGACUUGUCUGUACCUUGCCAAAUGUCAGCUUUUACCACUGAGCCAACCACUGUGAUCUUGAAAAAAGAGCCCAAGAGGAUCUGUGUGAACCUGGAUUAUGAUGCAGGUCAAGUGGAUUUUCUUGAUGCUGAUACUGAAGACCUUAUCUUCACUUUCCAUUCAGCAUCAUUCUUUGGAGAUCAAAUGCGACCCUUUUUCUACACCAGGGGGUGGCAGUGCAAUUUGAAGUCUUGAUGCAAUGAGGAGAACCAUCUCUCACAGUGGUCCCCUUAGCAUUGGUUGUUUGUGCCCAUUAAGGCAUCCAUACUGCAGAAAUAAUCCAGGUUGACACCACUUUAACUGCCAUGACUCAAUACUAUUGAAUUCUGAGAACUGUAGUUUUGUGAGACAUUUAGCCUUUUCUGCCAGAGAGCUUUGGUGCCACAACAAACUACAAAUACCAGAAUUCCAAUGCAUUAAACCAUGGCAGUUAAAGUGGUGUCAAACUGGAUUAUUUCUGCAAUGCGAACACAGCCUAAAUCUGGUAGAAGUAGAAGGCAAGGCCAGGAAGUCAUGGAAUGCAAAUCCAGGUACAUUGAAUAAUCUAUUUCUACACUUCCUUUGUUUUUUGAAAUGCAGGUGUCUCUUUCAUCUCCAAUCUCUUGAGACCUGUGCCCAGGCCUGUAGCUAGGCCUUCAGGGGACCUGGGGCAGAAAGUACAUUUGGGGCCCCUAUGUUUUUUAAUGUCCCGAGUCCUACUGUGCACCGUGGGCGCCAUCUUGGCACACCACUGUUUACAUGGAGUCAAUGAUGUGGCUCGUGCAGCUCCUUUGGGUUAGGGUUUCCAUAAUUCUCUACCACCAAAUCAGGAAAAUGUAGGAAAAAUUAUUAUUAUUAUUA
Messenger RNA from Sceloporus undulatus (fence lizard), 2189 nucleotides. RefSeq names its product zinc finger protein RFP-like. Lineage: Eukaryota; Metazoa; Chordata; Lepidosauria; Squamata; Phrynosomatidae. The transcript is spliced from 8 exons. Bases 33 to 1544 code for a protein of 503 amino acids. The record is from RefSeq and is a predicted model, not a curated record. Gene Ontology annotation, molecular function: protein binding; zinc ion binding.